GCAGUGCUUGACCGCCUCCGCCAUGUCAUCCAACAUGCAGAAACCCCAUCCUGGGUCAGCUCUGUGCCAUAUAACUUUGGUGCUGCUGCAGCUGGUAUGCCUAAAGUGGACAAGUGGUGUACCGUGUUCACCAUCCACCUUCCUAUCACCUUCAUCCUCCUUUUGGGUCUAGGCUCGCUGUGUGCUUCCGACGACAACACAUCUGCAUUGAGUCAGAUCUUGGACCACACUAUGCAGCUCGUUUGUGCGGUACUACUCGCAUGCAAACAUGCAACCACUCUGAGUCACAUCCAACACUACCAACAAUACAUGCAGAACUACGUCAGCCAGUUGUCCACUCUGUUCCCGAACCUAGAACAUGAAUCUAUCCAUCAUAUGGCCUUUCACAUUUCUGAUUUUCUCAAGCUUUUUGGCCCGGUUCAUUCCUGGUGGUGUUUUCCCUUUGAAAGGCUGAUCGGUAAACUG
Laetiporus sulphureus 93-53 is the source of this 465-nucleotide messenger RNA. RefSeq lists its product as uncharacterized. The transcript has a single exon. Lineage: Eukaryota; Fungi; Basidiomycota; Agaricomycetes; Polyporales; Laetiporaceae. The annotation marks the transcript as partial. The record is from RefSeq and is a predicted model, not a curated record.